This is a messenger RNA of Temnothorax curvispinosus, 1259 nucleotides long. RefSeq names its product G2/mitotic-specific cyclin-A-like. Gene Ontology annotation, cellular component: nucleus; cyclin A2-CDK2 complex; cytoplasm. The transcript has 3 exons. The record is from RefSeq and is a predicted model, not a curated record. Gene Ontology annotation, molecular function: cyclin-dependent protein serine/threonine kinase regulator activity. The annotation marks the transcript as partial. Lineage: Eukaryota; Metazoa; Arthropoda; Insecta; Hymenoptera; Formicidae. Gene Ontology annotation, biological process: regulation of cyclin-dependent protein serine/threonine kinase activity; mitotic cell cycle phase transition.
UGUUACGUUUGUUUGAAAUCAAACGGCAACCGUGGCCCGUUGGUUGCCGAGUGCGCCCGAUCUCCCGCACGUCCCCCUGGCCAUGCACUGCCGGUUGUAGCCGUAGGAGCGACCGGGGGCAUCAACGUUUCGUCGCGGCACGCGGAGAGACCCGGGACGGACACGCACACGCGAGCCCGCGCCGUUGUUUGGUCGGUGGACCAGGUUUUUUUUCACUAUCCUCACCCGGUGUUUCGUCCCGGCGGCGAAGAAGUCUUCCCCCCUCCUCCCCCCCUAGUCCGAGGAUUACACACGUCGACGUUGUCGAGACGUCUUCGAUUGAUUUUCCUCCGCGCGUGAAGAGGGUUACCCGUCGUCGCGAGAGCCACGACGAUAAUGGCCACGAUCAGGAUACACCAGGAGGAUCAGGAGAACCGCAUCACCGCCGACCUGCGCGGCCGCGGCAAGGAGAACCUCGCCGCCGCCGCAGCGAGCGCACAGACGCAAGUGCACCAGAAGCGCGCCGUCCUCGGUGUCCUGCACAACAAUUGUCCACGGAACGGGACGAAGUCCGAGAUUUACAAAGAUGAGAAAUAUAUCAAGGCAAAAACAUUUAUAUCCACGCAACCUGAGCCCUUUAAAAUUUAUGAGGAGAACUUGUACAAGAAGGAGGAACCAGCCUUCGAGAUUUAUGAGGAUAAAUUGGAUAAAGAGACGUCUGUCGCGCUUAGGCACUCGAAGGAGAAGAAAGAGGUGAAGGCUGUGCAAGAGACAACCGCAAAGCUCGACAGAGAACAGCCGAGAUUAGAAAUACGCACUGCAGACAGCACAUCUACUUACGUAUUUUGUAGUAAGAUCGAAGAAGUCUGUCCGAAUAAGCAGGAUGAUGUCUUAUCGAAGGACAGCCCCAUGUCUGUGGGAAUGUCAUUGGAGAAGUCCCUCACAUAUAGCAGUUCUUCCAAUGAUGAGUAUAGAACCAGAAGGGAAUGCAAUAAAGAAUUAAGAACUAGUUUCUUUGAUGUAGACGAAUACAGGGCCGAUAUAUACAAUUAUUUACGAGUAUCAGAGUCAAUGCAUAGACCAAAGCCUGGUUACAUGAAGAAACAACCUGAUAUUACAUAUUCAAUGAGGUCUAUAUUGAUAGAUUGGUUGGUGGAGGUAGCUGAAGAAUAUCGAUUACAAGAUGAGACGCUUUACUUGGCUAUCUCGUAUAUCGAUCGCUUUUUGUCGUAUAUGAGCGUUGUAAGAUCUAAGUUACAACUCGUUGGAACUGCCGCUAU